ACACAACGUCAGAUAACGUCAAAUUUUAGACUGUUUUUAAUGAGCUCACUUUUAUAUUUGCCUUGAAGCUCAAUUUGUGAUUUUAUUAUUAAUAGAAGUUAUUUAUUAUUUUUAUAGGUCGAUUAAUUAUUUUUAAAUAUAGUUACAUAAAAUGGCAGCUCAAGUUGAAACUAAAGAAUCCGAUCUAUUAGAUAUGGCAAAAUAUUAUGAAAAUUAUAUUCUUAUUGAUGUUGGUGCUAAUUUAACAAGCAAAAAGUAUGGUAGAGAUUUAGAUUCUGUAAUCCAAAGAGCUAAAGAUUCAGGAGUACAAAAAAUCAUGGUUACAGGCACUUCAGUAAAAGGAAGUAAAGAAGCACUUAGAUUGACUAGAAUCUAUCCCAAUACGUUGUAUUCAACAGCAGGAAUACACCCUCAUGAUGCAAAGUCAUAUACAGAUGAAUCUUGGGCUGAAUUAAAACAGUUAGCUAAUAACCCCGAAUGUGUAGCGAUUGGGGAAUGUGGAUUAGAUUAUAAUAGAAAUUUUUCAGACCCAGAAGAUCAAAAGAUAGUGUUUAAGAAGCAUGUUGAAUUAGCAAUUGAAAUGACCAAACCAAUAUUUGUACAUGAAAGAGAUGCUCAUGAAGACUUACUCAAAGUAUUGGACGAGUUUCAUUCUAAACUACCUCCUGUUGUAAUACAUUGUUUUACUGGUACUUUGGAGCAUGCCUUAACAUACCUGGAUAGAGGAUUUUACAUAGGACUAACAGGCUACCUGUGUAAAGACAAAUCUGAUGUUGGGGUAAGAAAACUGUUAGAAUCAGGAUCUCUACCUUUGGAUAGACUUGUUGUAGAAACAGAUGCACCAUUCAUGUAUCCAAAUACUCGAGCUUCAAAGUUACCUGACAAUGUUAAGGAUAGUUUAACAGAACGAUCGACGAUGUUCUUACAUCGUUAUUGUACUUUUCAACGAAACGAACCUUGCUCAUUACCGGCCAUAGUUGAAAUGGUAGCAGCUUUUAUGAACAAAAAACCCGAAGAAGUUGCUUUGGCCACUUCAUUUAACGCAAUGAAGUUAUUUGGGUUAUCUUGAUUUUUAUAUUGCUAACCAAUAUAAAAAAGUGUUGUUCUAAUGUGAAAUACGUAUUGCUGUUGUUUUUUGUAUUCAGCCCUAUUUCAAAAUUACUUUUUCAAUAACUAUUGGAGUGUUUCUGAAUUAUCGCAGAGUAGAUUUUAUAUAAAUUGAGAAAAACUAUUGGUUUCUUUGAAAAUAUAAGAACUAUUUGAAAUUUGUAGAGGACGUUAAAAUAAGUACAUAAGCAUAUAUCUAUAUCACAAUAAGCAACAAAUUUGACAAAAGAAUGUCCUUUGCUUAAAAUUAAAAAGCAUAAUAUUUCUUAGAGUCGAUUUUCGCCGAUUCCAAACAAAACUAAUGUUACCAUAGCAACAGUACAACUGUCAUGGCAACAUGUACAAAGCACAAAAUGCGGGUACAUUGAGUUGAAUAUCCGAAGCUAGCGUAAAACGUAUUGUAACCUUCGACCAACAUGACUGCUUCAAAUUUUUUGACAACUAUGACAAUCCAAACUUUUUUACUUGGUUUGGAAUCUGUGACAUUUGCUCUUUUCAAAUGAUUCUUAUACUUUUAAGAGAAACCAGCACUGAGAGUUUUCAAAAACACACUCUGAAUGUAAUUUAUUAUUUUUCGUUAAUUUCACAAUAAUUCUGUUUACAGAAAAAUAGUUAUAUCUUGCGUUAAUUGGAAACAUAUAAAAAUUAACUUUAAUAAAUUAUUAAAUUAGGUAUGAAGACAUGUCUUAAUCGAUUAAAUUAUUAUAUUAUUGAUUAUUAAUUAGAUUAGAACUAAGUGAGAAUAUUCUUAAAUUCAUUAUACACCGUAUUUUUUAAUUACAUAUUUGAACUUACCUCGAAUGCACAAAAAUAUUAGGUAAUUUUUAAAAAUACCUACUUGAAAGUUGAUUUUUAAAUAGAAUUUUGAAGUAAGUUACUUAGAACUGAUUUAUUUAAAUUAAAUAGACCAUUAUCCCAUGUUUAGUUAAAUACCAAUAGCUCCCUAGUGGGUCUGUUAUUGACAAUGAGGCCUAUGCGUUUUGAUUUUGAUCUAAAGACGAAAUUUCGAAUAGUUAUUGUAUUCGUUAGCAACAAAUAUUUGAUUACUAAAGACACGUUGCAUUUUUUGUUUGUUUUUAUAUUCGUUUAGAAUGACAAACCUGUUACAAUUUGAGGUAAGUUAAAUUUUACUGUUUAUGCGAAAUGCUAUCGGAAAAACUUUAUAUGCCGUUUUGUUCGUUUUUAGACACAGCGAAGCGUCGAAAAAAGGUACAUGUAUUUCAGAAACCUCCUGUAUAUCGCUAUCGAGAUAAUAAAAUAUGUUUCGAGGUGAAAUAGCACAUGUGUGUGAAUGAAUUUAAGAACGACCUUUAUAGUCAAUUUGAGUCAUAUCACUUGUUCAGUUUCCAGAAGUAAAAACAGAAAAAACAAUACAGGGUAAGUCAUAACUAUUGGGACACAGCGUAAGGGACGGUUGUUUAGACCAAAAUAUGAUGAUUGGACCAAACAUGUAGCGGAAUAAGAUACAGAGUAUUAAAGAUAAAAAAAAAAAUUGGCCACAUAUUCAUAAAUCGUUAUCUAAUUUGGCACAGGUAUAAUUGUAGACAGGUAAUAUUAUUUAACCUAUUAUUUUACAUUUUGAAGUGUCACGUAUACGAUUCCUGAUAAUGAAAUUGGGUCAUACCUUUUUUUUAACGAAACUUUUUAGUAAUUUUGAUUAGAUAAUGAUAUAAACCUAAUUUUUGUGUUAAACUUAAUAAUUUUAACCGUUUUCGAGAAAAACGCAAUUGAAUACUUCAUAUGUCUCUGAAAGAGUUUUCAAAUGAGAAACAGUAGACAAAGUUGUAACUCUGAAUAAUAAACAAAAUAAUUUAAUAAAAAUAAAUUCAAAGUUAACAUUUUACGUGGUAUCCUCCGACUUCUGCGCCUUUUUGUAAUUUGUUUUGAUGAAAGACUUUCUGAA
This is a messenger RNA of Psylliodes chrysocephalus, 3010 nucleotides long. NCBI's taxonomy places the organism in Eukaryota, Metazoa, Arthropoda, Insecta, Coleoptera, Chrysomelidae. The record is from the annotation of a GenBank genome assembly.